Molecule: messenger RNA, 1944 nt
Organism: Poecilia latipinna (sailfin molly)
Lineage: Eukaryota; Metazoa; Chordata; Actinopteri; Cyprinodontiformes; Poeciliidae
Product: glycerol kinase-like
Exons: 20
Biological process (GO): triglyceride metabolic process; phosphorylation; glycerol metabolic process
Cellular component (GO): mitochondrion
Molecular function (GO): glycerol kinase activity
Source: RefSeq, a predicted model, not a curated record
CUCAUUGCAGUACACAUAAAAGCAAGCUAUAAAUUGCUGCAUCGGGUUUUUUUUCUCUCCAUUUUGCAGGUGUUCAACUCAAAAACAGCAGAGCUGCUCAGCCAUCAUCAAGUGGAAAUCAAACAGCUCUUUCCUAAGGAAGGAUGGGUGGAGGAAGAUCCCAAAGAAAUCCUGCAGUCGGUGUACGAGUGCAUAGAGCGCGCAUGUGAAAAACUCACACAGCUCAACAUCGACGUGUCAAACAUUAAAGCUGUUGGAGUGACCAACCAGAGGGAGACUACUGUAGUGUGGGACAAGCUGACCGGGGAGCCCCUCUACAACGCCAUUGUAUGGCUGGACCUGCGAACUCAGUCAACGGUUGAGCAUCUUAUAGAUAAAACUCCAGGAAGGGAUAAGAACCAUUUACGACAUAAAACGGGCCUCCCGCUCAGCACUUACUUCAGUGCGGUGAAGCUUCGCUGGCUGUUGGACAAUGUGGAGGAGGUCCAACAGGCCGUGGCGUCUCACCGCGCCAUGUUCGGCACCAUCGACUCCUGGCUUAUUUGGUGUUUGACAGGGGGAAAAUCAGACGGAAUCCACUGCACAGAUGUGACCAACGCCAGCAGAACCAUGCUGUUUAAUAUUCACACAAUGGCCUGGGACGCAGAACUUUGCAAAUAUUUUGGUGUUCCUAUGCACAUCUUGCCUAAAGUGAGGAGCUCAUCAGAAAUCUAUGGCCUGCUGAAAAUAAGUUCUUGCUGGAAAGCCGGGGCCCUGACAGGUAUUCCCAUCUCAGGGUGUCUUGGUGACCAGUCAGCUGCUCUCGUCGGUCAGAUGUGUUUUCAAGAUGGAAGUGUCAAAAACACGUAUGGAACUGGAUGUUUUCUCCUGCGAAACACUGGAACGAGGCCUGUCAUGUCUAAUAACGGUCUGCUGACGACGGUCGCCUACAAAAUGGGCCGGGACAAACCCACCUAUUACGCUCUGGAGGGAUCUGUGGCCAUUGCUGGAGCCGUGGUUCGUUGGCUGCAGGACAACCUGGGAAUCAUCAGCUCAUCCGAUGAGCUCGAGAUGUUGGCCGGAUCGGUCGGCACCUCCUACGGUUGUUAUUUUGUCCCUGCUUUUUCUGGGCUCUAUGCUCCGUACUGGGAGCCCAGCGCCAGAGGGAUCAUUUGUGGGUUGACUCAAUUUACCAACAAGCGACACUUAUCUUUUGCUGCCUUGGAAGCCGUCUGUUUUCAAACACGUGAGAUCCUGGAUGCCAUGAAUCAGGACAGUGGCAUUCCUCUCACUCAGCUGCAGGUUGACGGAGGAAUGACGACCAACAAGCUGCUGAUGCAACUGCAGGCCGACAUUCUCUGCAUCUCUGUCGUGAAGCCGUCCAUGCCGGAGACCACGGCUCUGGGGGCAGCCAUGGCGGCAGGCGCGGCCGAGGGCGUGAGGGUGUGGAGCCUGGAGCCAGAGGACCUGAGCACCGUCACGUCAGAGCGUUUCGACCCUCAGAUCAAACUGGAAGAGAGCGAGUUUCGCUAUGCGAGGUGGAAAGAAGCCGUGAAGAGAUCCAUGAACUGGGAGACCACACAUACUGUGGAGACUGAGAGCCGUGGAACGAGUAUCUUCAGCAGCAUCCCGCUGGGAUUCUAUAUCAUUGGCAGCAUGCUGAUGUUGGUUGGGGCAAAAUACCUCACAGGUCGCCUGUAGUCCCAGAAGAGGCGCACAACAGAAACCAACGCCCGGCCACCACUCCUCCUCCUUGCACUCUUUGCUCCCAAGCCAUUCCAGGAGAAUAAAGAAUCCAGACAGCUCUGAAAAGAAAACGGUUUUUUACUCUACUUUGUAUAUCUGUAGCAGAUUAGACCAUAUUGGCAUGAAGAACACUAACUUAGCUAGGGGUUUUUUCUACAGUGUAAAUAUGAAUUUUAGACUUAUUUAUUGUGGAAAUUAAUUAAAACUAAUGUUCUUGAA